Molecule: messenger RNA, 5726 nt
Organism: Mustela erminea (ermine)
Lineage: Eukaryota; Metazoa; Chordata; Mammalia; Carnivora; Mustelidae
Gene: CDKAL1
Product: CDK5 regulatory subunit associated protein 1 like 1
Exons: 17
Coding region: 118-1815 (565 amino acids)
Biological process (GO): tRNA methylthiolation
Cellular component (GO): endoplasmic reticulum
Molecular function (GO): 4 iron, 4 sulfur cluster binding; tRNA (N(6)-L-threonylcarbamoyladenosine(37)-C(2))-methylthiotransferase activity
Source: RefSeq, a predicted model, not a curated record
GAGCAUGCGCAAAUAGACGUGGCGGGACGUCUGUGUCAUGGCGAGCUCCAUCUGAAGUGUUUUCCGUAGCCGCAGAAUAGCGUGUGCUUCCCUCUCUUUGGGCUGAUAAUAGAGAAGAUGCCUUCUGCGUCCUGCGACAUACUACUGGAUGACAUAGAAGAUAUCGUGUCCCAGGGAGAUUUAAAGCCACAAGAUAGGCAUUCUGCACGAAAGCAUGUGGUUCCAAAGGCACGAAAGCGAAACACCCAAAAAUACUUGCAAGAGGAAAACAGUCCACCAAGUGAUAGCACCAUUCCAGGCAUACAGAAAAUUUGGUUGCGAACAUGGGGUUGUUCUCAUAAUAAUUCAGAUGGAGAAUAUAUGGCUGGACAACUGGCUGCUUAUGGAUAUGAAAUUACAGAAAAUGCAUCAGACGCAGAUUUAUGGCUCCUGAAUAGUUGUACUGUAAAAAACCCAGCUGAAGACCACUUUAGAAACUCAAUUAAAAAAGCUCAAGAGGAGAACAAGAAGAUAGUGCUAGCUGGAUGUGUUCCUCAAGCCCAGCCUCGGCAGGACUACCUUAAAGGACUGAGCAUCAUAGGGGUUCAACAGAUAGAUCGAGUCGUAGAAGUUGUGGAGGAAACGAUUAAAGGUCACUCUGUGAGACUGCUGGGUCAGAAAAAGGACAAUGGAAAGCGCCUGGGGGGGGCACGAUUGGAUUUGCCGAAGAUCAGGAAGAAUCCGCUGAUAGAAAUCAUUUCCAUCAAUACCGGGUGCCUCAAUGCUUGUACCUACUGCAAAACUAAACACGCCAGAGGAAAUUUGGCCAGUUACCCAAUAGAAGAACUAGUAGAAAGAGCCAAACAGUCUUUUCAAGAGGGCGUUUGUGAGAUAUGGUUGACCAGCGAAGACACGGGGGCUUACGGCAGAGACAUUGGCACCAAUCUCCCCGCACUGCUGUGGAAACUGGUUGAAGUGAUCCCUGAGGGAGCGAUGCUGAGGCUUGGCAUGACAAACCCACCCUAUAUUUUAGAGCAUCUGGAGGAAAUGGCAAAAAUCCUUAAUCAUCCCCGAGUCUACGCUUUCCUGCACAUCCCGGUCCAGUCUGCCGCUGACACUGUACUCAUGGAAAUGAAGAGAGAAUACUGCGUGGCUGACUUCAAAAGAGUCGUGGAUUUCCUGAAAGAGAAUAAAACACCAAAUUGCAAGUGUGGAAGUCUUGAGAUGAUUCAAGUGUGGCAUGUAAAAGUUCCUGGAAUAACUCUGGCCACAGAUAUUAUCUGUGGUUUUCCUGGAGAAACAGAUCAAGAUUUUCAAGAAACAGUGAAGCUUGUGGAAGAGUACAGAUUUCCAAGCCUCUUUAUUAACCAGUUUUACCCAAGACCAGGAACUCCUGCUGCGAAAAUGGCACAAGUUCCAGCCCAAGUGAAAAAACAGAGAACGAAAGACCUUUCCCGGGUGUUCCAUUCUUAUAGUCCGUACGAUCACAAGAUUGGCGAAAGACAACAAGUGUUAGUGACCGAAGAGUCUUUUGAUUCCAAGUUUUACGUUGCCCACAAUCGAUUCUACGAGCAGGUCUUAGUGCCAAAGAACCCCACAUUCAUGGGGAAAAUGAUCGAAGUGGACAUUUACGAAUCAGGGAAACACUUCAUGAAAGGGCAGCCAGUAUCAGACGCCAAAGUAUACACGCCAUCCAUCAGCAAACCAUUAGCAAAGGGACAAGUCUCAGGUUUAACAGAGCCUGGAAAACGCCUUGUCAUCUGUUCUACCAACGGACCUUCUCUGCAUGGGACUAUUCCAGAUCCUGGCCCUCAUCAUGCAGUACAUGCUGUCUAGGGGUGAGCGAGGGGAGUGGAUUUCUAUAUACGAUGGUCUGUUUAGGACCAGAGGACCCAUCCCAUCGGAAUGUGUUUCUGCAUAUUGUACGCUUUUCCUUAGUUUGUCUAGAAUGGCGACCUCCCCUGUACACUUUGUAAAGACAUCUGGAAAGGUCAAAGCAUCUAAAGCAAAGUAUUGUAUUAAGUAAUUAUUGGCCAAAGUAAAUGCAUUUAUCCUCAUUGAGAAUUUUAUGAUUAUUCUCUAAGUAUUUAGCCCGAUGCUCCUUGAGAGUUAUUUUGUCCCCCUUUAGGUCCUGUUGGCGUCUUCUGAUAAAACUAGUGAGAGGUAGAACAGACUGGGGGAAGGGGCACAACCUGGGUGGGCAUCGUGGGAUCCAGAUGAUAGCAUUCUGGCAUCUGUGGUAACAGACUUUGUGACCUUUUGUGUAUCACUUAGGUUCCCUGGACCUCAGUUGUCUCCGGGAUUCUGUGAUUGAAAUAUUCUGUUUGACAAAAAUGGAUUGACUGCCUACCCUGUGGCAGGGCGUUGAAUUCUAUAAAUAUUAAUAAAUAUCAGGCCUUGUUAUUUUCAGGUUGUAAGUGAGUGCCCACAACAGGAUGGAAAAGGCGAGCAAUAACCAAGUCAAAGUUUACUGUCCCGUACGAAAUUAUAUGCUAGGAAACAGCAUACGGUAGCAUCUUCCAUGAGUAUUCCCGUCUUUCCUCUCAGUUUGGUUAAAGGAAUAGAGAAUUAGAAAGAGAGGGUGAUAGGAAAGAAGCAAAAUUGCCUGCAUAUUGUUAAGGAAUACGGAAGCAAACAGCUACCGAUAAGCUAACCGGGGACAUUUCUGAGUAUCGUUUUAAGGAUAAUUAAUUUCAAAAAAAGGUUAUAUAAUAAUUAAACGGGGGAAGGCAUCAUGGAAUUCAAAGGACAGAUAUAAAUCAAAGAAAGGGGAGAUCAUGAACUUUUAUAUGAAAAGUAUCAGGGGGCUUUGUUCUUAGGAGCAAGCAAGGGACACAUACGUUUUCAUAGAUGUUCUUGGAUCUUAAUUCUCAAGUGUGGUCUCCAGACUUGCAGCACCGGCAAAUCUGGGAACUUGUUAAAAAGGCGAAUUCUCAGGCUUCAAACUGGACCUGAAUCAGAAACUCUGAGAGUAAGGCCCAGUAACCUGUUUUCUUAAUAAGCUCUCUGGGUAAUUCUGGUGCCUGCUCAAGUUUGAAAACCACUCUUCUAAGAAAAUGAUUCUCAAGUGGGAAAGAGGGUUUGCUAUUUAUAAAAGCAGUUUUAAUAUUGUAAUGUAAUAAGGCCAGAUUUCCACACUUGGAACUUCAGAAACCGUGGGACCGCAUCCCCCUGGAUGGUGAAGACUGUCUCAUCUGCGUAUUAAUAAUUCUUCUGAAGUGGGUUGUAGAAAUGAUUGUGGGGACAUGCAAACGUCACCUGCCUGUGGGAAGGGGAUACUUAGGGGGAAGGGCCAGAGGCAUGGGAACCCUGAGAAAAAGCACAAGUUUUAAGGUGUUGAAGAGCGGUGAUAUUUUUGCCACGCUCCCUCAUAGAGCCCAAGUGUGUCGUAACGUAUCCUGUUCAGUGCGAUGAUCAUUUUACACAGUUGAAGUUUCCUCAGAAAAUUGCCGUGCCUUCCAGUCGUGCCAACCUGAAGAAAACCCGUGGGGAAAUAGCGCCUACUGCACCAGAUCCGUGACCACCUGAUAAUAUGAAAAAUUACCGAAGAGCCGUCUAUCAAAGACUGGGAUCGAGGAGUUGUUUUGUUUUAACUCAGUUAUGGAAAAUUUGUACUGUAGCAAAUUUCAAGCAUAAUACAUGUCACAUACCCGUCACCCACCUUUAACAUGUGUAACUUCUUGUCUUCCACAGUGAAAAUCCCAGGUCCUGGUCACCUCGCAUAAGUACUCACGGGCUGUGUCCUGUGCUACUCACGUAACUGUCCACGAAUAACCAUACUAGCGCCAUCACCUACAGUGUGACUCCUGAGCGCGGAGCUGAGUUGAGGUGGCGGUGGUGGGGAGGUGGUUUUACAGGUGUUUUUGUUGCUGGGUAUUUCCCUCGAGGACUGUGCGGGCAGAGGGUAGUUUUGAAGUGAGCCGAAUUCAUUCUUCUCUGUACGGCUGUACCAGCCAGUGACUACUCUGCUAGGAACAUUUGUUCCACUUUAUUUUCAAAUUUGGGGGGAAUUUAAAAAUUUUAGUUUUGUUUCAAAAUCAUGUAAAAUAUUUAGCAAAAUCAAAUCUACGGAAGUAUGUUCUGAGAAGUUCACCUUCUGUCUUCUCUACCCUGUUUCUUCUCUUACCUAUUUAAGGAAUUUUGUUUGCUUUAGUUUUUGGCUUAUUCUUCCAAGGGUUUGCUUUAACAAUAUAAACAAAUACAUGUACAUGUUUUUUGCCACCUCCGUCCUAGAUAAAUUGUAGACACUUUUGCUGUUUUUCACAGUGUAUCUUGACAGUUACUGCCUAGCAGUAUAUGAAAAUUCAAUGGAUGUUUACAAUGAUUUUUGUUAGGCUCUUCGGCAAAAUACAUGAGAGUCUGUGUUGUUCUUGUCUCUAAGUUGAAUACUAUUACCCUGUAUGAAACCCAGCAUCUUCUCGGUCAAAGAAGAGAGAGGCGGGAUUACCUCAAAGUAUUUAGGUAGCCAGAGAGACAGCAGACCAGUGAGAGGGUAGUGGUUAGGUGACUAUCCUCACCAAUAUGUGGUGUUUUCUGGAGUUUCGGUAGUGGCCGUCCUGAAGGGUGUGGGGUCAGGCCCGGGUUUGUCAGCCCAGGCUCAAACCAGCUUUCCCUUUGGAGUUGCAAGAGUCUUACCGAUGACUUCACGGCUUUAGUUGUCUUCUGCAUACCACUCGGCCACUCGGGCUUGUGCCGGAUGCAGAGAAAAAAAUGAGGAGAAAAUGGACGGUAUUAACCGUCUUCUCUGUGUUCUGUGGAAAGUGGUAUUCGCGUUACCAGCCUGUGUUAGGAAGACAGGAGAAUAUGAACACUACCCCUGCUUGAUCAAAGCUAACUAGUUUUACUCCUGGUGCUCUUUCCUCUCUUGUGGCCCAUCUUCUAACAAAUUACUUGGAUCCUACCAUCUCUGAGAUCAAUACUUAAGAAGUCAGAGCCAUUUCGUGCCUGAAUCGGAAGAAAAUUCUCUCUGAUUCCCAACUUAAGUAGUGAGUUUUAUUGCAAAGUUUUUCUCUUUUUGAGUUUAUUCCUAGUAGGAAAGGAUUGCAUUAAAUAAGAAAGAGGUGGUGGCAGGGUGGGGGGUGGUGAUUUGUGGAAGAAGCUCAAGAUUUGGAGUCUCUCGUGUUUGGGUUCAGAUGGGAAUUACACGCUUCUCUGCUCCUGUACAACUUCCUUGAAUCACAGUUUCUUCAUUUGUAAAAUGGACACAAUCGAGCCACAGAGGAUUAAAUUAGAUCAUGGGGACAGAACGCCUGGUGUAUCACAGGUGCAUUAAUAUUUGAUAAAAGGAUUCAGUAAGUGUACUUUUAAAAAUCAGUGAUUUCCUGGGUCUUAAUUUUUUUUUUUUUUACGUCAAUGUUUUUUUAAAAGGUACUUUGCUUCCGUUGGCUUUCACUCUAUAGUACUGUACAGCAGUUAAGAACACUGAUGCUGGAUUCUGAACACUUGUGUCUGAAUCUUUGUUCCACCACUUACAAGGAGUAUGACCUUGGGUAAACUCUUCUUAUCUCCCCCUCCUCUCUCUCCUCCGUAAACAUGGAUAAUAGUACCUGCUUCGUGGGACUACAGGGAAAUGGCUUAACAGUCAAUAAAGAUUGGCCCCUCUUAAUAUUAUCAUUAUUAAUUUGUGAUACAUUCCACACAGUGACGCAGAGAAGGUAAAAAUUGCCCAACCUUUGAUCAUUUCGAAAGUUUUCAUCGGGACACCCAGGUGGCACAGUCAGUUGAGCAUCUGACUCUUGGUUUCGGCU